This is a messenger RNA of Scheffersomyces coipomensis, 2636 nucleotides long. RefSeq lists its product as uncharacterized. The record is from RefSeq and is a predicted model, not a curated record. Gene Ontology annotation, cellular component: DNA replication preinitiation complex. Gene Ontology annotation, biological process: DNA replication initiation. NCBI's taxonomy places the organism in Eukaryota, Fungi, Ascomycota, Pichiomycetes, Serinales, Debaryomycetaceae. The coding region runs from base 121 to 2610 and encodes 829 amino acids. The transcript has a single exon.
UUUUUGGUAGACUCUAUGAGACGCGCUGCUUGCACUAAAUAAAAAAUUACUGAAAUCUUGAGAUAUCUAUAUUCGAUCUAUUGGAUUUUAAUCAGUACAAUUGUUAUAAUUCACACAGUCAUGGAGGAGGAUGGUGAUGGAGAACAUCAUGCUAAGAGAAAGCGAUCACCAGUGAAGCUUCCCUUGACUUUUGAAAUCCAACUGUUGGAAUCUGAAUCUGAAGCCUUGGUACUUACUGUGGUUCAGAAAGCUAAUGGUAUUGUUUUUGCAAAGUUUAACCAUCCAUUCCUAACUUCAUUGGAUAAACAAACAGUAUUAUUUCAACUGCCUGUGGUUCAUGAUCUAUUGAAUUCAUUGAAUACGUAUUAUUUUUAUGUUCUAAUAAAGAAAGAUGUACGAGAUAGACAUCAAGAAACAGGAUUAAUGUUUAAUAUCAAAGAUCAAUUUUAUGGUAUAUUCAAGUGUCCUAAUUUCAGUUUAAAGAGUAUAAGUCUUUCAAGUCAGUUGUUAUCUCAAAGUGUAUUGACAUUUGAAGAAUUUUCUAAGAUUCAAAUUGAUUCAACUAUUCAAAAGAAUCCCAUCAAUAACCAUGCAUCAAUUAUAGAACAGUUUGAUAUGUCCCCUCCAACUAGUGAAUCCCCUGUCAAACAAAUAGAGAACAAUUCAUCUGAAGAAGAUCCAUUAACAUUCAUGUAUAACCGAUAUUUUGAAAUGUUAUAUUCGUUGAAUACUCCUUUAUCAUACUUUCCAAAAUCAACUAUUUCAAGGUUUCGAAAUCUUUGCAACAAUAAGGGAGAAAGUACUGUAAGAGUAUUGGAAAUGCUUUUCCUUUCAGUAGAGCAAUUUGAUGAUAGACAUAAUGGCAAAUUUGGGAUAUUAAAUUCAUUAGAAAAGCUGGAUGUCAAUAUAGAUGAAGUUUCGCUUCGUGAUAGCAUAGAAAGCUCAAUUCAAGUUGAUUUCAAAAAGAAGAAUCAAGAUCUCAUGUACAUCCUACAAUCAUCUCCAGUAGAAGUUGAAAAAGAAGUCAUACCUGAGAAAGAAUCUCCUGCAAAUGGAAAGAAAGUAAUGUCUCGAGAGGAAAGGUUGCAAAGACUAGUCUUGGAAUUGAAAAUAAGAGAAGCUCAAUUACAGUUGAUUAUACUAUGUGAAUUGCUUAAUAUUUGGCAUAUUGCUGAAAGUGACUUCCUUAGUAAUAAUGAAAAGAAACAAAGAAAAGAAGUAAAGAAGAAAGAAAAAGAAUCAAAACCAUCAUUGGUUCGUAAAAAGAAAUCAAAUAAAAAGAUAGUUCCAACAUUUUUAGGAAUGGGAGUUAAUGUUCAGCUAGGUAGCAGCAAUAUGAUUUCAGAAGAAAAAGGUUCAAUAAAUGAGUAUAUGGCAUAUGUUUCAAUGAAUGCGGUCUUGGAUAGACUUGGUCUUUGGGAUACACUUUUAGGAAGAUCAAACGAUAGUAAAAAUAAUGGUACAAUGGGUUUUUUGGCAUAUGUAUUGGUGCCAUAUUAUAAUAAAAAGCUUCCUGUUAUAAUAAAGCAUAUAAUUGAUCGAAUAAAGGAUCUGAAUAUGAAAGUACCAAAACCUAUUAAAGAAUCUAAGAGUAAAAAGGGUAAACUGGCAGACGCACUGGAUACCGCCGAUGCUGAAAGUGGUAAAGCUGACCCAUCUCAAGACAGUAUGACAUCUUCUAGUAAGAGUACCAAGUUCAAGAAGGUAUUGUUGAGCAGAAAAUCUGCACCAGUCCUAAAGAAGGCUUCUACUAGUGGUCUAGUCAAGGAUGACAAUUUGAUGCCAGCAUUUUCGUUAAAGAGAUCAGCAUCUAAUCUCUCUUCAAAAAAUCUUAAGAAAAGAGUUGUUGAUAUGUCAGUCAACUUGAAGUCAUUCAAUGAUAACAAUGACAGUAAUAAGCUGACUGAAACUUUGAGACGACUGAAGAGUCUUUCAGAGAAAUCUGGAUUGAAUUCAACAGAGGGAUCUAUCUUCACGAAUAUAAAAAGGAAAUCUCAAGUAAUUCCGCAAGACAAGAUAUCUGUUUCGCAGGUCGAAGCAACUCCGGUAAAAGCAAAAUCUACAACUCUUUUAACUCAAGUUGAAGCUACUCCAAAGUUAUCAGUACCGUUUAAUUUAUCAGCAACAUCAUAUUCUCAAGUUGCAGCUACACCAACAGUAGGUAGUAGGACCGUACCAAUUGAGGAGGUUAUCGAUACACCUGAUGUAAGAUUUCUUCGUCCUGAUAGUACUCAGAAACCUCGUCCUUCAUUAUACAACAAACUUGUUGAGUCUAGUGAUGUCAAAAGCGAGUCUAAUAGUCCAUUUGUGUUUUCUGAUUUCAGAUCACCUAAGAAGCUUAAUUGUGCAAACAUAACGUCUCCUACAACUAUGAUUCAUACUACUCCAACUCAAGUAAUCAAUUCAUCUCCCUUUGGUAGAACUGAUUCCUCAAGAAGAAAAGAUAGACCAGGUGCUCCUGCUUCUAUACAAGAUUCACCAUUUUACAAUCCUGCAUUAAAUGGUUCUCCAACUGCAUUUCGUCUUGAAGACGCUAAAGAAAACAAUAAACCGAUAGUUUCUAAAUCUAUGAAGGAUAAAUUACAUUCUUUAAAUCAUUCAUUUCAAUAAUUAUACAUUAUUUUACAUAAGAUUUC